Messenger RNA from Magallana angulata, 2136 nucleotides. Its product is annotated as tripartite motif-containing protein 2-like. Gene Ontology annotation, biological process: positive regulation of DNA-templated transcription. Gene Ontology annotation, cellular component: chromatin; nucleoplasm. NCBI's taxonomy places the organism in Eukaryota, Metazoa, Mollusca, Bivalvia, Ostreida, Ostreidae. Gene Ontology annotation, molecular function: ubiquitin-protein transferase activity; zinc ion binding. Bases 113 to 1861 code for a protein of 582 amino acids. The record is from RefSeq and is a predicted model, not a curated record. The transcript has 2 exons.
UAAUCUAUAGGGCGUCAUUCACGCGGUAAUGGCUGGACAGGUGUAACUUACAAAACGUCACAUUGAUACACACAGUGAGUUAUAAAAAUUGUAUUCUACAGCUGUAUAUCGCAUGAUGAUGGCAUUAUCUGAAUCCCAAAUACCACCUGACGCCCAGCAUUAUUUGGUGUGUGGCACUGAAGACUGUGAGAAGAACUGCCAAUUUUACUGCAAUGUCUGUCACCAACCAAUGUGUGAACAAUGCAGAGAUGAACAUCAGAAGAAUAAGAAAACCAAGAACCAUGAAGUGGUCCAUUAUAAACAACGCAAACGACAGCUUCCUCUGGAGAAAUGCAAAAUCCAUCCCACAAGAAACAUAGAACUUCUCUGUGAGGAUUGCCAAAUUCCCAUUUGUUCUAAAUGCACGGGUACAAAAGAACAUCGCGGCCAUGCGUUUACUGACCUAGAAAAUGUCUUUGCUGAAAAAUGUUCACACUGUCACAUAGAAAUUACCAAAAUUCGAAGCUAUUUUGAGCCUACUUCUCAAGAUCUGAAAAAGAAAAUUGCUAGAGAUGUCACAGAAAUAAAGAAGAUCAUGGAGGGUGUAAGAACAUCCAUGAAGACUGAAGCCGAGUCUGUGAAAAAGCUGGUAGAAACAAUUACAUCAGAUAAAAUAGAACAAGUCAACAAAAUAGAACAGUCAUUAUUAGAAACAUUAAACGGUCAAAAUCAAAAAAUAGAUGAUUACAUCAACUAUCUCAAUGAUUUAAUCCAGACGUUUUAUGGUUACCUAUCUCCCUCAAACACAGAACAAUUAACAUUUGCCCUCAAAUCAGAAAACUUGGUCAUUAGACCCAUACCAGAGACAUCCAAACCAGUCCCACCCAUAUUUACUGCUGGUCAAUAUAGCAAAGACGAUGUCGCAAAACUACUGGGUAGAAUAACUUUCCCCAACACUAAACCAGAGAACAGGGAAAUAAAGUCCAUGGAGACUGCCUUUACACAGUUGAAACCUACAGGGAAACAGAGGAAACAAGACAGAGAGAAAUCUGACGUGAAACAAACACUGUCUCUGUCUUCCUCUGUCACUAAGGUCAGGGAGUACACAGUACCAGGUGUUAAUGAAGUAUAUCAUAUAUCACUGGGUAAAUCAGGCAGACUCUGGGUCAGUGAUUGGAGAGGUAACCUUGUCCAAACAGAUCUACAGGGGAAUCAGCUACAGAAGAUACAAACCAGUGGUCAAGAUGAAGGCUUCCACACAGUCACACAGGACGGGGGUCUGAUCUAUACAGACAGAGAAAACAAAGUCGUCAAUAGGAUAACACUGGAUAAUACAAUCACUGAAUUCAUAAAAACAGGAGACUGGGAACCACUCAGUAUACACUCCUCCCAUAACAACGGGGACCUACUGGUGGAGAUGCAGACAGAUGAAGAGGCUAAAGUCACCAGGUACAACAAGACAGGGACAGAAAUACAGAACAUACAGAGAGACAACAAAGGACAGACACUAUAUGGUACACCACACUACAUCACAGAAAACAUCAAUGGUGAUGUCUGUGUAUCAGACUAUAACAAACAUGCUGUAGUGGUGGUUGAUAAAUCAGGACAACACAGGUUCUCCUACACAGGUCAGGGGUCAGUGUUGUAUCCCUAUGGAAUAUGUACUGAUGUACUCGGUCACAUCCUGGUGUGUGAUACCGCUAUAUCUAUUUUUAGUAACACAGUUCAUCUUCUGGAUCAGGAUGGUCAGUUAUUGUCUCUCCUACUUACAGAUCAACAAGGGGUUGAGUGUCCCAUUAGUGUGUGUGUGGAUAAUGAGAACAAUCUCUCGGUGGGACAAAAUAACACCAACACAGUGAAAGUGUACAAGUAUCUACAGUGAUCAUUAUAUCUCCAUACAAUAAUUAUGUACUGUGUGUAAUGUGUAUGUUGUGAGAUAAUGUAACAAAAACACUGUGAUAGUGUACAAGUACCGGUAUCUACAGUGUAUUUACAUCAUUUAUGUCGACCCUCUGUAUGUUUGUUUGUAACAUUUCUUAUUAGAUUAAUUUCAUUACUGAAGAGUUGACUAUUAAAUAUACAUAUAUUAACAAUAUUUGUUUUAAAAGUUAUUAGAAACUGCUAGCUUGAAUCUUGUCAAUAGCUAUCCAAAAGACA